Messenger RNA from Kwoniella botswanensis, 1089 nucleotides. RefSeq lists its product as uncharacterized. Gene Ontology annotation, biological process: peptidoglycan biosynthetic process. The record is from RefSeq and is a predicted model, not a curated record. NCBI's taxonomy places the organism in Eukaryota, Fungi, Basidiomycota, Tremellomycetes, Tremellales, Cryptococcaceae. Bases 1 to 1089 code for a protein of 362 amino acids. The transcript is spliced from 6 exons. Gene Ontology annotation, molecular function: ATP binding; metal ion binding; D-alanine-D-alanine ligase activity.
AUGAAGACCAACCUACCAUUGACCGGACUAAGAACCGCUCUGCUCCAUCAGAGAGCACCCGUACCGACUGUCAAUGGCAUAUCCAAACCUAUGAAACCGGGAGGCUAUGCGGAUGGUUCUGCCGAUAUAGCAUAUGCUUUACGCUCAGUGGGAGAAACAGUCAUCACACCAGUACCAUCUCCUGAUCCAUUGAAAGAUCUCGAUUGGUCAUUCCCUGAUACGGUUGUGGGUAUACGCGAAGCAGUUGACAAAGGGGCAAACGUCUUAUGGGCCAAUACAGGUCUACAUUCGCGUCAUGCCAUAGUGGAGAUACAAGAGGAAUUGAAAGAGAAGGGAGUACGGCUGUUGGGUCAGAACCCACUUUCGGUGGAGAAAUAUGAUGAUAAAGAAUGGGUGAACAGAUGGCUUGCGCAGCAGAAAGGGUUGGAAGAUUCUUUUCCCAAGAGUUUACUAUAUCAUAGAGGUGAUGUCGGCCAAGUAGAUGAGUUCCCACUACCAGCUAUGGCCAAGCCAAUCAGAGGAAGAGGAUCUCAUGGAGUUACAAGAGUUUCCACGCCCGAGCAACUAAAUAAGGCAUUGUAUGUAUUACUGAAGGAAUCAGAUGCGGUAUUGAUAGAAGAAUAUCUCGCAGGAGACGAGGUCACUAUAACCGUCAUGCCUCCAGGUAACUACACUAAGGGCUAUUGGGCACUACCUGUAGUGUAUCGUUUUGACCAAAUAGACGGUGUGAUGCCAUGGAACGGUACCGUACCUGUGACCGCGAAUUCUCGGGUCAUCACACCUGAAGAGGAUCAAGCCGAUCGUGCCUACUCUGACGCGCAAGCGAAAUGUGUAUUGGUCGCUCAGCUACUUGAAGCAGCCACUGCAAUCAGGAUCGACUGUCGCAGGAGGACUCAAGGUGGACCAUUCACUCUCUUUGACGUGAAUCUGAAACCUAACGCCGGUGGACCCGGGCGGCCAGGAAGAGAUAGUCAAGCGGCUCUGACAACCAUGUCUGCUCAGGCCAUUGGAUGGGACUGGCCGGAAUUCGCUGUUAACAUUCUACGGACCGCCAAACCUUUGGGAGAGGUAUUUUCUCGAGGUCAAUGA